AGUUUUGGAAGUUUAUGGUGGAUACUGUUACUACUACUAUUCAAACACCUAUGGUUAUUAUUAUGAAUGUGAUAGUACAACAAGUGGUGGUUCCAUAGCAGGGGCGGUAAUAGGAACUAUCAUUUUUAUAGUCAUCAUUGUUGUAAUAAUUGCUGUGUGUAAAAACCAAAAUAGAACAAGGGUGACAACUAUUCAUACCACCCCUCACACUGGUGGAACAAGUGUUAUCACACAACAGCAGCAACAGCAACAAGCUCCACCACCAAUGAUGUAUGGUCAGUAUCCCCAGCCAGGCGGCGUUAUGUAUAAUCAACCACCAGCGUAUCCGCCACCACAACCAAUCUAUCCCCCACCACAAAGGAACUAUCCACCACCGAAAUACUAACAGUAUAUAAACUACAAGCAAACUAUCAACCAAUAUACAAAUAGUGGUUUUUUGUGAAAAAAAAAUAUAUAUUCCAUAUAAUUUGUUAUCUUAUAUCCUUAAUUGUAUUAUCAACUGAGUGAGACAAUCAUGCCUAGACAAUAAUAUAUUAAAAACUUUUUUCUGUUAUAAAAAUCUGCUGAUUUAAUCAAUUUAAACCACAAACUGAAAUCUAGAUUUUCAUGAUAGCUAAUAGGAAUGUUUGAUGCAUCUGCGACUUCAAAAAUGUUUCAGGAAGGAAGUUUUAAUAUGUAUUGGAUAUUAAUAGAGUUCGACGAAUAGUUACUUCAUAUUUCAGAUUAAUGAGAUGCUGUCGCUAUGAGCAAUCAUAUACAUGUAUCGCAAAUGAAGAAAAUCAAAAAAUGAAAUUGAAAAAAGUACUAAAAAUGUUGACCACUCUGGUAAUUUUUCCCGGAUAUUGUAUUUUAUUCGAUUGUUUGGCCAAAACCUGGUAAAUAUUCACGAUAAAUCUUGUAUAAUCAGUGUCAUGUAUGAUUAAACCUCAUUUUAAAAACAGUAGGUUCUUCAAUUUAGUACUUAACUAUUACUUCUCGUAUAGUUAGCAAAGAUUGAAUCGUCAUCUUUAAAGACUUUAAGAUUGAAAAGGGAAAUAGGGUAUAUAUAAAAAAAGAAGAUGUGGUAUGAUUGCCAAUGAGACAACUAUCCACAAAAUAUGUUUAUAUUUAUGUCCAGGUACUAUCGUUACCGAUAAAAUAUGAAAUCUUACACUAGCAUCUAAGUGUGAUAUAAGGGUACUUUUCAUUACCCUUUGACAUCUUCAAAUUAUUCCGUUUGUCGUCGAGAUUGUAAUGAUUUGCUCAGUGCACCGAUGUUUGUUUUCUGUAUUUGAAAAAAAACAACAUAUAUUGAUGUGAACAUAUAAAAAAUACGAUAACAACUAUUUCGCUCUAACUGAGGUCCAAUGUUCUUAAGCAACUUUCAAAAGAAAAAAAAUAAUGCGUAUUAAAGUGAAAUAUGUGUCUAAGCAAAUGAUUCAAGGCUAUUCAUUCACCAAAACAUAUUAUAUAUAUUAAUGAGUGUUUGUGUAUGUUACGCAUAUACAAACUUAAAGUUCAAUAAACCUUUUGUGAUAUUUGAUAUUAUCUAUACUCCGGUUUUUAAAGAACUUGACAAAAUUACACAAACUAUAAUUAUUUAGAAGUUAUUUGCAAUUUAAAUUCAGUCUAAAGUAAAAGAGAGAAAAAUAUGGAUCUUCUACGCCGUAUUUUGUACUCAGCUCUUCUGAAUUUGAUAUUCAGUGUUUUGGAAGUUUGUGGUGAAUACUGUUACUACUACUAUUCAUACACCUAUGGUUAUUACCGAUCAUGUGAUAGUACAACAAGUGGUGGUUCCAUAGCCGGGGUGGUAGUAGGAAUUAUUAUUUUUAUAGUUAUCAUUGUUGUUAUUAUUGCUGUGUGUAAAAACCACAACAGAACAAGGGUGACAACUAUUCGUACCCCUCACACUGGGGGAACAACUGUUAUAACACAACAGCAGCAACAACAAGCUCCACCACAAAUGAUGUAUGGUCAGUAUCCGCAACCAGGUGGCGUUAUGUAUAAUCAACCACCAGCGUAUCCGCCGCCUCAACCAAACUAUCCACCACCGCAAGGCAGCUAUCCACCACCGAAAUACUAACAAGAUAUACACAGUGUUUUAAGUUCAUACACUACUAUUUCUUUAUUGUGAAAAAAAUGUAUAUGCCUCAUAUUUUUUUUUUUAUCUCAUAUCCUUAAUUAUAUUAUCCUGUAUGUAAGACAUACAUUCCUAGAAAAUUAUAUAUAAUAAAUGUACUUUGUAAAAUUGAUAAACUGUUUUUCUGUAAUAAAAACCUGGUGAUGUAAAUGUAAAGUACUUCGAAAUUUUGAUAUCAAAUUAGAUAUUUAUAACAUUCGUCGAGUAGUUACUUAUUAUUUUAGAUUAAAGAGGUGUCAUCGUUUUGAGCAAUGAUAUAUCGCAACAGAAAGAAUCGAAAAUGAAAUUGAGAUAAGCACUGAAAAUGUGAUACUUUUUCCUGGAUUGAGGAUAAGUUAUAUUAGUGAUAUUUUAUUCGAUUGUUAAACGUCAAUGCGGGCAAACAUAAGAACGAAAUGGAUACCGAACGAUUAACAAUACGUAUUCUAUAUAUUGUUAAAGUAUUGGCAAGUACAGAACACUCACAAAGCUGUUUUAAAUGGGUUGUCUUAAGCAUAAUAAAAUGUUUGUGGUACUUUCUUUUA
Molecule: messenger RNA, 2643 nt
Organism: Mytilus trossulus (common blue mussel)
Lineage: Eukaryota; Metazoa; Mollusca; Bivalvia; Mytilida; Mytilidae
Product: TM2 domain-containing protein DDB_G0277895-like
Exons: 6
Coding region: 1631-2062 (143 amino acids)
Source: RefSeq, a predicted model, not a curated record